GGACCGAUUUACAUGGUUUACAAACAUUAUCCAGCUCAAAAAUUUAUAUUUAAUAUGUAAUGGGACGCAGUAUGUGUCAUGGUUUAUUACUAAUCCAGUGCAUUAUGUGAGUAGGCUAAUAUGAUUUUCUAGAAAGCGUGCAACUCUGUUUCCAUUUAACGUUUUGAUGUUAGUAGAAAUAUCGUUUCUUUACAAAGCCGAACUGUAAAGUACCACGGCACUGAAUAAUAAUGAUUCAUUGCGAUCAACCUCCAGUCUGUUCACAUUGCGAAGCAGACUGAAUUAAAGUAAUUCAGUGUAAAUAGUUGGAUUUCGUAGAUCUGGCGCCCGUCCCACAACAGUCCACCGAUGCAUUAUUCCCAUCAUCCCAUAAGAGGAUCUCUGCAGCAUUAUUAAAGAGGAUGACAUGAGUGAUCCAGAAACAUCUGGAAUGAAUCAUGAAGAUGCUGAGGAACAAACAGAGUUCGAGGCCUAAUAAAAGUGGUCCGGCUGACGUGGAUCCUCCUUCAGUCCUGCCGUGAUCCGGAAGUGCCACCCGCUCCUCACUGGACGAGUUCUCGCACAUGGGACCGUGUUGCCUCUUCUAAUUGGCUGCCGCUCUCCGGCCCGUGCUGCUCAUGAGGUAACACCGGCUGUGGUUGUUGAUGCCCGUGGCUGGGCCGUGAUGGGUCAGAGGGUGUCGGGUGUGGUGAAAUCCGCUGAUGAGCCGGAGACGAGCGAGCUGGCGUAUCCGCCAGUGUGCGCGUCGCUCCGUAGUCGCGGCGUCCCGUUACCCGCCCGCCUGGAGCUGCUGUUGGACAUGCCGCCGGCGGGACCGGAGAACCAGCUACAGCACGCCUGGAACCCAGACGACCGCUCGCUCAACCUCUUCAUCAAAGACGACGACCGGCUCACGUUCCAUCGCCACCCGGUGGCCCAAAGCACGGACUGCGUGCGGGGAAAAGCUGGGUUUACCCGCGGUUUGCACGCUUGGACUUUGCGCUGGCCCGUACGGCAACGCGGCACUCACGCUGUGGUCGGAGUCGCGACUUCUUUGGCUCCCUUGCGAGCCGUCGGAUAUUCUGCGCUAGUCGGUAGCGACGCCGAAUCCUGGGGUUGGGACUUGGGACGAGGUCGACUUUACCACGACAGAAAGAGCCGGACUGGUCCUGCGCCGUCGUACCCGGAGUUUAUCGAGGACGAGGAGGAUGAAGGGACGUUCUCUGUGCCUGAAGAGAUUCUGGUGGUUCUGGACAUGGACGAGGGAACGCUGGGAUUCUGCGCUGAUGGGAACUACCUGGGUGUAGCAUUUCGUGGGCUGAAAGGAAAAAGGCUGUACCCGAUCGUCAGCGCCGUGUGGGGUCACUGCGAGGUCACCAUGACGUACGUCAACGGAUUAGACCCUGAACCUCUGCCCCUGAUGGAGCUGUGCAGGAGGGCGGCACGACAGGCUCUGGGACGCCACCGAAUCCAUCACAUCCAGUCCCUGCCACUGCCACAGACGCUCAAGAACUACCUGCAGUACCAAUGAGACACACACACACACACACACACAGCCAAAAAGUCUCCUGCGCUCAGAAAUGACCUGCAGGGCUGUAGAAGCUUUGUGCUGUGCACAGACUUUAAUAAAGUUGUCGUAGGGAUGGACAGAUCUGACCAGCCGGACAAGUAUCUGGUUUUCUAAAUGAUUUUGAGGUGACUAAUGAGAAGGUGUUUGUAUUUGUGUGUGAGAAUGACUCGAGUUCAUGUCUUCCAUGCAAAUCAUUUUCUUAAGAGUUGAUGAUUUUUGCUUUUUCUUUCACUUUUAUCUAAACACUAAGGACCUAGUUUUCUGGACAUGAAUCUAACGUAAUUAUAUUAGACCGAUGCAUUUUAUUCCAGAAAACGGCUCCUUAUUCUUUUCACCAGUCUUAACUAAUACACAUCCGCAGUGCCUGAGAUCUUUUUUUAAAAUCCUUUUCCGUUCGUGUUUGUUAUGAGUUUAUUCGGUUUGUGAUCAUGACGAAGCUGAUUAAAUCGGUUUUCGGGUGUUUUUAGCGUAUAAACGCCACUUUGAAACGUUCCUCGGCGUCUGUGAAGCAGAUUUUUACAGAUCUGAUUUUUAUAUGAAACGAACACUCGUCUUUUUCACGGAUCAGACGGAAACCCGCAAGACGGCAGACACGACUUUGUUCUUUUGUGACCUUUGAAAUGUGAAUAAAAAUAAAACUCCAAAGCCAAA
Messenger RNA from Puntigrus tetrazona (Sumatra barb), 2200 nucleotides. It is a transcript of the gene spsb4b, whose product is annotated as splA/ryanodine receptor domain and SOCS box containing 4b. Gene Ontology annotation, molecular function: protein binding. Gene Ontology annotation, biological process: proteasome-mediated ubiquitin-dependent protein catabolic process; intracellular signal transduction. Gene Ontology annotation, cellular component: SCF ubiquitin ligase complex. The record is from RefSeq and is a predicted model, not a curated record. The coding region runs from base 665 to 1510 and encodes 281 amino acids. The transcript is spliced from 4 exons. NCBI's taxonomy places the organism in Eukaryota, Metazoa, Chordata, Actinopteri, Cypriniformes, Cyprinidae.